This is a messenger RNA of Eptesicus fuscus (big brown bat), 1242 nucleotides long. RefSeq names its product elongin C (gene ELOC). Gene Ontology annotation, molecular function: protein-macromolecule adaptor activity. Gene Ontology annotation, cellular component: elongin complex. The transcript is spliced from 4 exons. Gene Ontology annotation, biological process: ubiquitin-dependent protein catabolic process. Lineage: Eukaryota; Metazoa; Chordata; Mammalia; Chiroptera; Vespertilionidae. The coding region runs from base 153 to 491 and encodes 112 amino acids. The record is from RefSeq and is a predicted model, not a curated record.
GUACAGAGGGUGAAUAUUGAGCCGUUUCGGCCUUCCUGGAAGGGUGCCUGAUGUUGACCGAAGGAAGCAAAUAAAAAGGACAGGCGCGUCGAGAGAGAGCAGGAAACUACUAAACUUCCUGUGGAAGCGAAGUAGAAUUUCAUAAGGACAUAAUGGAUGGAGAAGAGAAAACCUAUGGUGGCUGUGAAGGCCCUGAUGCCAUGUAUGUCAAAUUGAUAUCUUCAGAUGGUCAUGAAUUUAUUGUCAAAAGAGAACAUGCAUUAACAUCAGGAACAAUAAAAGCCAUGUUGAGUGGCCCAGGUCAGUUUGCUGAGAACGAAACUAAUGAAGUCAAUUUUAGAGAGAUCCCUUCACAUGUGCUAUCAAAAGUGUGCAUGUAUUUUACUUACAAGGUUCGCUACACUAACAGCUCCACGGAGAUUCCUGAAUUCCCAAUUGCACCUGAAAUUGCACUGGAACUGCUGAUGGCUGCGAACUUCCUAGAUUGUUAAAUAAAGUAAAUUAUAAUAAACUGUUAACUUUUUUCAGUAUUUAAUACCUGUAGUUCAGUUAGUAAUUUUUUCAUAUAUAGCAUGUUGCCUGUGUGCGAUUGAACUUUAAAGUUCAUUGCAAAGCAGACUAUCGUCUCUUCUUUUGCAUAGCACAGUUGAAAUUUUUUUGCUACAUCAACAGAUUAAGGACAUUUUCACAAAUAAUGCCAGUUGCUAGCUAGUUUUGCCUUACCCUUUGGGUGUGGUUUUUAAAAUUAGAGUGGUGGCAAUAUAGUAAAUGCUGAAAUUUAGUCAUAAAUGAACAUAUUCUACAGGUAAAUAUUGGGCUAUGUAUUUUUAUGUUUUUAGUGUUGUUUUUUUUUUAACCUAUUCUGAUCUUAUAGCCAUCAUUACCAUUAUUAGAAUUAUGCAAAUAAUUGCAUUAUAAACAUGUUUAUAACUUAGCCAAAUGUUGAUUUUUAUAACUCAAAGACAUGAGUUGAAAUUUCUUAUGUGUCUUUUGAUAAACUGCAGUAUUGUUUAAGUGUAUCUUGUCUUUUUGUUCAUUGCUACAAUUUAAGAACUUUAUUUAAAAGCAAUUUGGAAGAUUACUUGGUACGGCUGUUGGAACAGUGACCUUUUGAACUGUAGCCACAUGGUCAAUAAGUAAAGUACAUGACCUUGAUUUCAUGUGUACUGUGCAUUUUGGCCAAUCCAAAGUACUGUAUUUUCAUUGACUAUAAAGCUUCCUUUGCAAUAUUCAUUCUUCUUA